Molecule: messenger RNA, 2679 nt
Organism: Jaculus jaculus (lesser Egyptian jerboa)
Lineage: Eukaryota; Metazoa; Chordata; Mammalia; Rodentia; Dipodidae
Gene: Bank1
Product: B cell scaffold protein with ankyrin repeats 1
Exons: 17
Biological process (GO): negative regulation of B cell activation; B cell activation; negative regulation of phosphatidylinositol 3-kinase/protein kinase B signal transduction
Molecular function (GO): signaling receptor binding; protein tyrosine kinase binding
Source: RefSeq, a predicted model, not a curated record
AUGAUAUAUGAAGAAGAUGCAAAGGAAUGGGCUCUGUACUUGAGGGAAAUAUUUUGACAUGUUAUGAAAAGAGAAGCAAUCCUAUUAUAUUGCUUGGAAAGUUUCACUAUUCAACAUUUGGAAUUGCUGAGCUUGAAUUCUUACAAAUGUAAAUUUUUGAAAUUAUCAAAUAGCCUGCUUAAAGACCUAACUCCAAAGAAAUGUCAGUUUCUGGGAAAGGUAUUACACUCAUCAGAAAGUGUUGUGACUCUGCUUUGUGGAAUGCAGAGUUCAGAUCUACUCUAUAAGUCAUUAAACAUCUCUGAGGGCAGAUGGGAGAUCUCUACUGAGCAGGAGCCAGAGGACUCCAUCUCAGUCAUCAAGUAAAUCUUAUUCAGAGGUUCUGAAGAAUACCUUGAGGUCAGCAUUCCAAUGGACCAAAGAGUAAAGCAUUCUGGGAAAGGAACAGUGAGAAAGGAAAUUGGCAAUCUAGAAGCCUCAAGUCCAGCCAGGCCUCUGGUAGUGGUCUUUCCAGCUGAAGUCUCGUGUCAGAAUCCUGGUGAGAUAUUCAUUCUUUUGAAAGAUGAAGUAAGUGGUGAGACUCUGGAGGUUGAAUUUAUAUCAGAUAAUAGCCACAUUAGAACACAGCCAGCCUAUUGGAGUAAGAACGUCUGGAGUAUGAAAGCAUUAGAUUUUCCUGCUGGAUCAAUCAUUGUUAAUGUCUACUGUGAUGGAGUUAUGAAGGCCACAACAGAAAUUAAAUAUUGCACAAAAGCUACUGGGUGCCCAGUUAGAGUACCAGAUCCAAGAGAUGUUUCGUCCCAAAAUAACCUUGAAGAACUUGAUGGUGUUCUUGCAUCCAUGUUCAAACUUGAGCUACCAUAUUGUGGAUUCAGAUCUCCCCAAACUGAAGUUUACUGUCAAAACCAAGAUACUCAUGUUAAGGAACUGCCAACACUUCUCCACUGUACAGCAAAACUUGGCUUAAGGAGGCUAGCAGCUCAUCUGCUUCAAUGCUCAGGAGCUGCUUGGGCAGCUAAGGUGAAAAGUAUUGAUGGGUUAGACCUGGCACAUGUUGCUGAAAGACAUGGACACAGAGAGCUCAAGAAAAUCUUUGAAGACUUCACAAGCCAAGAAAUUGGCAGAAAUAAUGAGCAAGAAAAUGACUCUGAAGAGGAUAUUGACACAUUUUACACAUUUUCUCCCUCUACACAGUUUCCAACAUUUCAUCAUGAAAAGAGCAAGACUCACAGGCUGAGUACAGAUGGAGCUGAGCAAUCUGAAAGGGCCAGGGAAACAAAGCAGAAUGAAUCCAGUGCAAAGGCAACGCUUAGCCCUCCAGAGAUUGACAGCAGAUGUCCUGAGGACCAGUAUGAUGACUUGUAUGUGUUCCUUCCUGGAACUGAUUCAAAAAACAAUCCACAAGGAUCACUUGUGUGCUGCAGACCACCACUGCCCGCCCCACGAUCUGUGUCUGGUGCCUUCCAACUAGAGAGACCUCGCUUCUCAUUGCAAGGAAAAAUUGUGAAGGAUCAAAUGGAAAGAAGUCAAAAGUGGAUUGAUUCUCAUAUAAGACACGAACCAAGAGAUGAGUCCAGUGACAUUGAGAGUAAAGAUGAAAAGGACCCGGAGGAGGAGGACCCAUACACGUGUGCUGAGGCUGAUGACCACGAGUAUGACCUGAUCCUGACCAGCAUGAGUGUAAGGAAGAACACUGGAGGCCGGUCUUUCAUCCUCAACAGACCUCCUGCCCCCACACCCAGACCUGCCAGUGUCCUUCCCAAAGAGCAAGCAAUGCCUUACAUAGCACAAGUGUUCCAGCAAAAGGCAGCCAGAAGACAAUCGGACAGUGAUACAUCCUAUGGGGUUCCUAAGAAACCAGACAAAGCUCAGACAGAGAGUCUAGUCUUCUCGAUUCCAAGAGACUGUCUGACCUCUGGGCAGGAAGAACUCAUCCUUCUGCAAGAGAAAGUCAAGAAUGGAAAAAUGUCUGUGGAUGAAGCCCUGGAAAAGUUUAAACACUGGCAGAUGGGAAAGAAUGGCUUGGAGGUGAUCCAGCAGGAAAAACUACGCCAAUUACGGGAUAGCAUAAUUGGGAAAAGAUCAGAAGAAGAAAAUGCCUAUGAUAAACUCACCAUUGUGCACCAUCCGAGUGGUAAUACUACCCACAGUGAAAAUAUGCUAUAUACUAUUCCCUGUAGCAACAAGGAUACAGAUUCUGAAAUGGCCCAGAAUCCAACCAAAUGGCAAAAGAAGAUAAGCACCAGUGAUCAGAGAAAGGCAAGUGCUAUAUCUCUGAAGUUCAUUCCCCACCAAAAUGGCAAAGACAACUGGGGAGGCACUGGAUUGAAACCAUCAUUGCAUUGCGCUGCCAGUUACUGCAACGGCAGCAGGACUCUGAUCUGCCCCCAAGCUAAGCUAAUCAAAGGAAGAGUUGCACUGAGACAGCCAAGAGCAGUCACAGAUGUGAAGGUUAAACAAGAUAUCCUCCCCACUGGCAAGGACAUAGAAGAUGAAUCAGAGGAGGGAGCGACUGCAGGUCCAACCAAGAGCAAACUGCCCAAAGUGGGGUCGUGGGUGCAGUCAGUCAAGGAUGAAAAGGAAAUGGGUAGUUUGAGAGCUGCGGAGGAAAAUGAAGCCAUAGGCUGCUCUCCCUCCCUCCACCCACCAACUGCUGGCCCAGACCCAGAAGUGCAAUGA